AACCACACCUCCCGUGUUAGUAUAAAUAACAACAUUAGUCUUUAUCAAAAUUAUUGUCAUCGAUCAUUGAUCAAAAGAGAAGUUAAUUAGUAACAAAUGGCUGAUUUGAAGAUGAAUAUCUCUUGUUUCUUCUUCAUUCAAGUACUAUUGUUGUUGUUGCUCUCUUCCUUUCCUCCAACCAAUGCUCAAGGGUUGAAAGUUGGGUUCUACGACAAGACAUGCCCCAAAGCCGAGGCUAUUGUUAAGAAGUCCGUCUCCGAUGCCAUGAAGAAUGACCCGACAAUUGGAGCUCCUUUGCUCCGAAUGUUCUUCCACGACUGUUUCGUUCGGGGUUGUGAUGGGUCGGUCUUGCUAGAGCUAAAGAACAAAAAGGACGAGAAGAAUGCGCCUCCUAACCUCAGCCUUCGAGGGUUUGAGGUCAUAGAUAAUGUCAAGGCAGCUGUAGAAGAAGAGUGUCCGGGAGUUGUUUCUUGCUCUGAUGUCUUGGCCCUUGUAGCUAGAGACGCAGUUGUUGAGCUCGAUGGACUGUCGUGGGGAGUUGAAACGGGAAGAAGAGACGGUAGGGUUACAAACAUCAACGAGGCCAGAUCGAACUUACCAUCACCUUUGAAUAAUAUUACAAGCCUUAUCACCCAGUUUAGUUCUAAAGGCCUCGACAAGAAAGACCUCGCCGUGCUCUCAGGUGGACACACGGUCGGGCAGGGACAUUGUCCUUUAAUCCUAAACCGGCUGUACAAUUUCACCGGGAAAGGAGACAGCGAUCCGGACUUAGACACGGAAUAUGCAGCCACCCUCAGAAAAAAAUGCAAGCCCACGGAUACCACGACGGCUCUAGAAAUGGAUCCAGGAAGCUUUAAAACAUUCGAUGAAAGCUACUUCAAGCUCGUGUCUCAAAGAAGAGGGUUCUUUCAAUCUGAUGCAGCUCUUUUAAACAAUAAAGAAACUAAGUCUUACGUUCUCAAGCAAAUGAACAGUCAGGGAUCUACUUUCUCUGGGGAUUUUGGUGUCUCUAUGGUGAAGAUGGGUCGGAUUGGAGUUUUAACCGGUAAGGCCGGGGAAGUUCGGAAGAAGUGCAGAAUGGUUAACUAAGUAUAGAUCUUCUUGUGAGAUUGUGAUUAUUUGCAUUGUGAUUGUUUGUGUAUUUUCUCUUGAAGAAUUAUGAGUGAAAUAAACGUAUCAAUUGUCUAAAAUGGAAAGUAAAAUUGUAAAACAAACUAUGUCAAGUUUUUUUUGCACAAAAAUUAAUAUGGAGGAUGUAUUUUUCUUUCAAAUGAACUAGUAUCAUAUAAAUUCCCACAGGAUGUUAUUUUAUAUUUUGAUUUUCAAGGCAUUCAUCUUAAUUAGACGGUAUAUGAUACAUAUCAAACUUAAAAAAAUUGGUGUUUCUGAAUAUGCUAAAGAUUUAGAAAACACUCAAUAUACUAUUUUUCGUCUUGUAGUUAACGUUGUUGUUUUGUAUCAUUAGUGGCAAACUAUAAUAUUAAUUUGCUUUAUAAGGAGGAGUCUACUUUUUGACUAGUAUUUUUGCAUUAAUCAGAUGAUUCAGAUCUUAUCUUUAAUUCAAAGUAUAUUUUGAAUUUUAACUCUAGCAUAUGGCGAUAUACAUACGUAUUACAUAAUUAAUAGUUUUACAUGCAUAUAUAGAGAAACAGAGAUUAUAUAUGUAAGAAAAAGUCGAGCAUAAAAUUUCAUGAGCUCAUGUAUAUAUACAUUGACGGUUUAUAUACACAUGACAUUAUGACAAGAAAAAAGACUCUCUAAAGAGUUCUUCCAGAAAUAAAACCAACAAGAAAAACAGAAACAUUAGAAGAGAAAACGCAGAGGACCAAAUCACCUGCACAAUACAAAAACGAUCAACCAAAGUUAAUAUCAUCAUCAGAUGCACACAGUUUGAUUGAUCGAUCGAGAAACAGAGAGAUAAACCUUUGAUCGAUGAGAAUCAUCACUGGACAGCGUUAACGGAUCUCACUUUCCCACUAAGAGGUGAACAUGGCAGACUCGGCCUCGAGAUCAGGAACAGACCGAGACGAGGUGGAUGAUGAACGUAUCGUCUAUUCUCUAGACUCGCAGCUCUGGCUUCGACGAGAACACAGAGGUCUUCCUCUCUGAUCUUCAAAACCUGGCUGUGUACUCGCUCCUUACCCGUCUUUCCCGUGACCGUAGGAGCUGCUCCCCAACGUCCGACAGAUCUCGGAGACUCAGUCUCAGCUUCCGAUGAUCCGCUGCUCUCUGUUUCAACCUCUUCCACCAUCUUCCUCGCUACUGCCUCCAUCUCCGACCAAGCUUCAGCUUCUCGUCUCGUCAUCGUUUAAAAAAAAAAAAGAUUUGAAUCUUCGGAAGUUAAAAUUUAUUGUGAACUUGUGACAGACAUGUGAAACAGAGCUUCUUAAUUUAUAUACACGGGAAGAAAAACGGUUAUUGUUGACGUGUCGGUAUUGAUGACGUCAUUUGAUAUGUGUACCAUAGAGGUUUUGACACGUGGGAUAUUAGCUGAGCCUGUCGGAAAGAGAAAUCGUGUGGACCGGAUCUCUCUGUUGUGUUGUUUGACCAGAUGAAAUGAGACGUGUGGAAGAAGUGGAAAUCGGAUCUGAAAACGACCAGAUCCGAAGCCGUUUUGUUCGGCAUUUUUCCAACACUAGUUCGAUAACUUCCAAUUUUACAAAGACUAUAGACCAUGUCAUCUCCAUAAUAAUCCCUCUUAGAUUUGGUUUCAAGAGCUAACAUUUUCUAAGCUCUAUGUUUUUAUUUUGGGGACAGAUGUAGGUUAUUUUUCAUAUUUUAUUUAUUGAUAUCAGAUAUUUGCAUCUCGUAUCAUACCAUUAAAUUGCGUAUUAUUGUCAAUAGAUUUUUGAAAAAAAAAAGUAAUUAGCAGAUAUAUAUAUAUAUAUUUUUUGAUCAAAAUUAGCAGAUAUAUAUAUAUAUAUACAUAAAUUAUAACAGUUGCGUUAAUGUGAUAGUAGAUGGAAUCCAAUUGGAACAUUUAACAUUUUUGAAAAUGUUUUAACAUAUACUACUAAAGUUAUGUGGUUAUUGUAGAUAUAUUUUCUUAAUAUUAACAACAAUAAAAUUAUAAUGGUCGCAUGAUUGGUAAUGGAAAGGCAGGGUAGGGUCAUAUCCAUCGGCAGAUAUUCAAAAUUAUAAAAAAUCAGAGUAUCUCAUUUCCAAAAUUAUAAAAAAUUAGAGUAUCUCAUUUUCUUAACUACGUGGAGAAAUGGGAUUUGUAUCAUGGCUUACAUCGAGUGAUAAGUCAUACUACUAUCUUCAUUUACGUGUCUGACUAACCUACAGCAGCUUGAAUCUUUCAAGCAUAAAAACAAUUAUUAGUAUGAUGAGAUGGUUUCCACGUAAUCCGCAUGUAACGCGUGUGCUAAGUAAACACCAAGUGUUAGUAAGCAACUGUACUGUGCAUUAUAUAAUCACGGACGGCGAUAUCACUAAGAAUUUUUUUUUUUUUUGAUCAACAAUAUCACUAAGAAUUUAAGAAUAAUAAAAUAGGACUUAAAUAAAAUAAACUAGUGUUAACAAGGCCUAAGGAAAACAACUAAUGUUAUAUACUUAUAGGGUGCUAAAGAUAAGGACAUAGCAUGAGCAUCCAUUAGAGCCAAGAAAUUAUUUUCGGGUUUAAGCUUUUGCAAAAAGAUGAGUAUAAUUUUUGUGGGUCUGAAAAUAAAAAUAUAACUCAAAGAAAGGUUCUGACACACAAAGAAACCACGAAACAAUCGUCUGAAAAUGAAGAACAAAGUUCAAGACUAAAAAUAUCAAAAAGCAGAUCGC
Molecule: messenger RNA, 3774 nt
Organism: Brassica napus (rape)
Lineage: Eukaryota; Viridiplantae; Streptophyta; Magnoliopsida; Brassicales; Brassicaceae
Product: peroxidase 56-like
Exons: 4
Coding region: 97-1089 (330 amino acids)
Biological process (GO): hydrogen peroxide catabolic process; response to oxidative stress
Cellular component (GO): plasmodesma; plant-type cell wall
Molecular function (GO): peroxidase activity; heme binding
Source: RefSeq, a predicted model, not a curated record